CUAUAUCUUGAGACUUACGUCUCGUCCUAAAGCUACAAGGUUUUUACACCUUUGUGCGCCUACAGUUUUGGUAAAUUCUACACCAACAAAACAGUGACACCGGAGCGAACGCCAUCUCUAUCUCUUCUCCCGCUAUUUGUUUCCUCUCUCUCUCUCUCAUGCAACACACACAGAGAGUGACAAGUGAACAAUCACACCAUGCCGGCCACCAUUUUUAGGUCUCCGAAACUCCCUCUUCCCCUUCCUCCUCCUGAACCAACCACCUCAAAUCUCCCAUCUCUCAACCACAGUUUCUUCAAUCCGUUACCUAAACGACGUCGUUGUAUCUCGAUCUACGCAUGUACCGCCGGUGACCAAAGUAACAGUGCAUUUGGAGGUGAAAUGAAGAAAGGACAAGCGAUUGAGCUUAACAAAGUCAAUGAUGAGAAUCCUUAUGAAUUUAAUGCUAAAGAUUCACCUAAUCCCUUGCCAAGGCCAUUAACUUCGGCUGAUUUGAGCAAUAUGGCCUCUGAAGGUUCUCGUCUUCGGGUUGCUUAUCAGGGUGUGCGUGGUGCUUAUAGUGAAUCAGCUGCAGAGAAAGCAUACCUCAACUGUGAAGCAGUUCCGUGUGAACAAUUUGAUACUGCUUUUGAAGCUGUUGAAAGGUGGCUUGUUGAUAGAGCAGUUUUACCAAUAGAAAACUCUUUAGGGGGGAGUAUCCACAGGAAUUAUGACCUUUUGCUGAGACACCGUUUACAUAUAGUUGGAGAAGUCAAACUAGCAAUUCGACACUGUUUGCUGGCUAACAAUGGCGUCAAAAUUGAAGACCUGAAAAGAGUUCUCAGCCAUCCGCAGGCUCUUGCUCAGUGUGAGAACACAUUGACAAAGUUGGGAUUGGUCAGAGAAGCUGUAGAUGAUACUGCUGGUGCAGCCAAGUAUAUUGCUUUCAAUAAACUCAAAGAUGCAGGAGCAGUUGCAAGUUUGGCUGCGUCUAGGAUCUACGGUUUGAAUGUGCUGGCACAAGAUAUUCAGGAUGAUUCUGAUAACGUCACCCGCUUCCUUAUGUUGGCUAGGGAGCCCAUUAUUCCUCGUACUGAUAAACCAUUCAAGACUAGUGUAGUCUUUUCACUUGAUGAAGGUCCUGGGGUGCUUUUCAAGGCACUUGCUGUUUUUGCCAUGAGAAAUAUUAACCUUACCAAGAUUGAGAGUCGUCCGCUGCAAAAGCAGGCUUUGCGGGUGCUUGAUGAUAGUGUAGAUGGAUUUCCAAAGGACAAAUUCGAAUUACUCCAAGUGGGAGUUCUCAAAUCGAGCAAAGAAACAAUGUAGAAGAGCACAUCGGCGUAUGACAUGUUUCCGAGGGCGUGAAAUCAUACGGAUUGGUGUUCCAAGGGCGGCACAAAAUCUGUUAAGGAAUAAAAGGGUUAUUCGAAGGGAAAGAGAGAAGAAUUUUAAAGAGUUUAAGUCUUUGAAGAUGUCCCCUAAUAUUUCAGCCCGUGAUCGAAGGGAAAGAGAGAAGAAUUUCAAAGAGUCUUAAGUCUUUGAAGAUGUCCCAUAAUAUUUCAACCCGUGAUUUUAUUCAAUUUUUUGAAUUGAAAUGGGUUGAAUCUAUGAUCGCCAACAUCCCACACGGGACAUCUAUGCUCCCCUCUUCACAUGUCCAAACCAUCUCAGCCUUGUUUUCGCAUCUUGUCUACCAUGACGGUUUCUCCCACCUUGCCUCAUAUAAUCUUCGUUGCUAAUCUUGUCUUUUUUAGUAUGCCCGCACAUCCAUUUAAGCCUCCUCAUUUCUGCCUCCUUGAUCUUUUGAAUAUGCAAGUUCUUGACUGACCAACACUCUACCUCGUACAACAUAGUCGGUCUAACACUGUAUAGAACUUAUCUAUAAGUCUCGGGGAUCCAUUCUUAUCACAUAGGACAUUCGAUGCAUGCCUCCAUUUCAUCCACUCUACUUCAAUACGAUGUGCGACAUCCUCAUCGAUCUCCCCAUUUUUUGGAUUAUAGACCCAAGGUACUUGAAGCUUCCUUUCUCGAGGAUGAGUUGUAUAUCAAUCCUCACUUCCCCAUCAGCCUCUUGUGAUGCGACACUGAACUUCCACUCCAUGUACUCUAUUCUAGUCCUGCUCAGCAUUAAGCCCUUAGAAUCUAGAGCCUAUCUCCAUAUCUCCCGUCUAUUGUUAACUCCGCCACGUGUCUCAUCAAUCAAUGCUAUGUUGUCUGCGAUAACAUACACCAUGGUACAUCCUCUUGAAUAUGCCGUGUCAAUUCAUUCUUCACCAAGGAAAAUAAAAACGGGCUGAGAGUUGAUCCUUGGUGCAGCCCAAUCUCUAGAGUCUAGUGAAAAGCGUUCUGAGUCUCCUACGACUGUCCUCACAUAUUGUAUAAGUGCAUUCUUCUUACUAAGUAUCAUCUUAUACUCAGAAAAACAGUUUGUCCUAAUG
This is a messenger RNA of Solanum dulcamara, 2417 nucleotides long. Its product is annotated as arogenate dehydratase 2. The transcript is spliced from 10 exons. Gene Ontology annotation, cellular component: chloroplast; cytoplasm. The record is from RefSeq and is a predicted model, not a curated record. The coding region runs from base 199 to 1305 and encodes 368 amino acids. Gene Ontology annotation, molecular function: prephenate dehydratase activity; arogenate dehydratase activity. Gene Ontology annotation, biological process: L-phenylalanine biosynthetic process. NCBI's taxonomy places the organism in Eukaryota, Viridiplantae, Streptophyta, Magnoliopsida, Solanales, Solanaceae.